AAUGUAAAACAUUAAUUCCCCAAUAAAGAAAUUUAAAAAAAAACCCAGGGCAACAAAAUGGAAUAAAUAAAUAUUAAAAAAACAAACAAACAAACAAAAAAAAGAAAGCGAAACUUAUACAACAGGCCCAAGGUUUUUUUGUUUCUUUUUUUUUUUUUUUUUUAUCUUCCUUUUUCAGAAGCAGCUUCUCAGAGAAAGGAAAACCCCAAACUUCAGCCCACUGCAAACCAAACCUAAACUUUGCAGCAGCUCAGGGAAGAGGCAGAAGCAUCUGAGGUUGAUUUCAUGGCAACCUGUUUUGUUCAACCCAUGGAGAAAUUUCGGGAGGUGCUGAACUUGCUCUUCAAGUACCGUACCGCCAUGGGCUACAGCCUGGUGACCCUGCUGACCGCGGGCAGCGAGCGCAUCUUCUCCACCACUGUAUUCCAGUGCCCCUGCAGCGCCACUUGGAAUCUGAGCUACGUUCUGGUCUUCCUGCUGGUGCCCGCACUGACUCUCUUCAUCCUGGGCUACGUGCUGAAAUCACGCACCUGGCGCCUGCUGACCGGCUGCUGCAAGCAUCGCUCCAGCAACCUCACCACAGGGCAGAGCUGCCGGGAGUUUUGGGAGAUCACCCUGUUUGCAUUGGUGGCGCCCUUCACCUGGUGCGCUGUGGCAUUGCUCGGGGGCACCUUUUAUGAGUGCGGCGCCAGCGCGGUCCCCUCCAUAGCCCGACGCGUAUGUGCAGGCAAGAAAGGCAACUGCACGGAAAUGCUGCCCAAAGUGCCCUGCCUGCAGAACGUGGAGCCCGACCUGCAGGACCUUCUGCGGGAGCUCCGCGCCCAGUCGCAGGUUUGGGGCUGGAUAUUGAUAGCCCUUAUUAUCAUUUGCCUUCUGAUUGUGAAAUGUAUUGUACGAUGCAUAUAUCCAGCCAGCUUUCAGUACUUGAAAUUUCUGAAAAUCUAUGAGAAUCAAGAGAAGAAGAUCCUUAAGACUGAAGCAAAACAAUGUGCAACAGAAAUGGCCACAGUGAAUGUGAAGUGUUUCUUUGAGCAGAAAACUCUGGAUGAAUCCAGUAUCCAGAGCACCAUCCCAAACCUUGAUGCCUGGAAGCAAAUCUCAUUGCCAUAUACUUUCAAUAGUGAGGAACCAUACUACAGUUUACUGCACAAAUACGUCAGCAGGAAAGACAAAAGUACUGUUACCAGCUCUUCUAAAAAGGAUACAAUGGUUACUACUUUUACCUUUGAAGAUUCAGAGGCUAGGGACAAUGAUAACUCAUGAUUUUGUGAAUAGAUUAAAAAACCUAAAAGUUACUGUUUCACUAAAUAUAAAAAUGUUUAUUGUUUAUUAUUGCUUUUUAAUUUUAUUUUUCCCUUAUUUUUAUUGUUGUAUUAUUAUUGUUGUUGUUGUUAUUGAUAUUGUCGUUGUUAAGCCAGAGAGAAAUGGAAAGAGGAGGGGAAGACAGAGAAGGGGAGAGAAAGACACCUACAGACCUGCUUAACCAUUGUGAAGCGACUCCUCUGCAGAUGGGGAGCCCCAGGCUCAAACUGGGAUCAUUACAUCUUCUGUGCUUAACUGUGCUACCGCCUGACUCCCUAUUAUUGCUUUUUAAAAUAGCUACCAAACUGUAGAAUAAUGACAUUUUAUUUUGAAAAUAAUAAUUUGGAACUUUAUAUCUUUAUAAUUAUGAAAAAGAAAAGCCAAGUUAAAUAAUUCACUCAAAGUGACAAAUUUGAAUUUUAUUCAAGAUUUUAUAUCCCAAGUCUGUAGUCUUUUAAAAAUAUUUUAUUGGGAGUCUGGCAGUAGCGCAGCAUGUUAAGCGAAUAUGGCGCAAAGCACAAGGACCGGUGUAAGGAUCCAGGUUGGAGCCCCCAGCUCCCCACCUGCAGGGGAGUUGCUUCACAGAUGGUGAAGCAGGUCUGCAAGUGUCUAUCUUUCUCUCCUCCUCUCUGUCUUCCCCUCCUCUCUCCAUUUCUCUCUGUCCUAUACAACAACAAUGACAACAAUAAUAACUAUAACAAUAAGGACAACAAAAGGGAAUAAAUAAUAAUGAUAAUAAUAAUAAUAAUAAUAAUAAUAAUAAUAAUAAUAAUAAAUGGUAAAAACAUUUUAUUAAGGGCCAGGUAGUGGCAUACCUGACUGC
Erinaceus europaeus (western European hedgehog) is the source of this 2125-nucleotide messenger RNA. It is a transcript of the gene CALHM6, whose product is annotated as calcium homeostasis modulator family member 6. The record is from RefSeq and is a predicted model, not a curated record. The coding region runs from base 286 to 1263 and encodes 325 amino acids. The transcript is spliced from 2 exons. NCBI's taxonomy places the organism in Eukaryota, Metazoa, Chordata, Mammalia, Eulipotyphla, Erinaceidae. Gene Ontology annotation, molecular function: monoatomic cation channel activity.